AUGGCUGAAUUUGAUUACCCAGUCCGGCCAGGUAUCCCCAGCCAGAACCCAGUUCACCCCGAACCGCCCUACCGUCCUUACUGGGCACGAAGCCCCGUCCAGUACGCGCAAGACCUUCUUGGAUAUUCCGAAGAUCCAAUCGAAUACGAUAACAACGAUCGCGAUUACUGGGACAACUGCUUCUUCUUCCCCGAAGACUGUACUUGGUCUCCGCCAAAGGGCUGGAUUAUCGAAAAGGAAACACUUGAACAGGAUAUCGCGCUUGGAGACUGCUACGAGCAGCACAACGAAGACAACAUGAUACCCGGCCUUCCGGACAUAAAAAUGCUGGAUGCGGAGGCACUCAGUGACCUCUUAGAGGAUAACCUGUCACCUCCGGAAAUUACCUCAAUGAUGGUAUUCGCUACCAAUGGCGCUAUUUUCGCAUACGCAUCCUCCCUCCCAUCCCGGCAGCUGCGCAACCUGAGCGCAACCUACGGUGCCGCGUAUACCUGCUACGCGAAGAAUGCAUCAUGUGGGAACCUUACAGGCGUGAACCCAGCCAGCCAUCCAUCAUCAUAUGUGACCACCCCAUCUGUAUCCCUGGGCGAUGUAGGGUCUAUUGUUUUUGAACUGGACGAUCUGGUGGCAGUUGUGACAAGAAUAGCCGACAAGGUCCUUCUUGCCGCAGUCGGGCCAUCGAAAAUAGGAGAUGCAGAAGACGCGGCGACGCCGAACGGGACACAGAGUCAUCUGAACGGAUCCUCACAACCCGGAGGCGACGACGCCGCGAAUGAUGGGAGGACAUAUGCCAGCGUUGUAGCAGCCAACGGAGGCCGUCAUGGCCCUAGCUCAGACGCGCAACUCGAAAGCCAGUACGAAAUCGACCGGAGCAGUGACCUGGCUCGUCUAGCGACUUUGAACCUUUCCGCCUCACCAUCUAUCCUGCUCGCACUGGAGUCGAAAUCCGCAGCGUUAGGGAGAUUCUUGGGCCAGAAACUGGCGGAUCUCGAAAGUCCUGAAGACUUCUAA
Messenger RNA from Aspergillus niger, 1011 nucleotides. RefSeq lists its product as hypothetical. Lineage: Eukaryota; Fungi; Ascomycota; Eurotiomycetes; Eurotiales; Aspergillaceae. The transcript is spliced from 2 exons. The coding region runs from base 1 to 1011 and encodes 336 amino acids. The record is from RefSeq and is a predicted model, not a curated record.